UUUAAUCAUCUCCAAAGUCAGCUGUUAAACACAAAUAACUCAGUUGACGUGUUAAGCCCGUAUAAAAUAUUGAAAAAAAAAGAAUAAAAAGAAAUAUUGAAAUUUAACAAAAAGAAAAAAGCCGGAAAUUUUAAUAUGGAUGGCUUUAUGAUGGAUAUUAUUAAAGGCAUGUGCAUAAUGGAUAACGAUGGCAAUCGUAUCUUGGCCAAAUACUAUGACAAAAAUAUUUUGUCCACUGUUAAGGAGCAGAAGGCGUUUGAGAAGAAUCUCUUCAAUAAAACACACCGCUCCAAUACGGAAAUCAUUAUGCUAGAUGGCCUGACUUGCGUAUAUAAAAGUAAUGUGGAUUUGUUCUUUUAUGUGAUGGGCAAUGCCUAUGAGAACGAAUUAAUCUUAUUGUCCGUAUUGAAUUGCUUAUACGAUUCAAUUAGCUUGAUAUUAAAAAAAAAUGUAGAAAAACGCCUAGUAUUGGACAAUUUAGAAAUAAUAAUGCUAGCGUUCGAUGAGAUAUGUGACGGCGGCAUUAUUCUUGAUGCGGAUCCAUCUUCCGUGGUAAAACGUGUUGACUUGCGCAACGAUGACAUUCCCAUUGCCGAACAGACUGUGGCCCAGGUCUUGCAAUCAGCCCGCGAGCAGUUGAAAUGGUCUAUAUUAAAAUGAAAAUUGCCAAAAACUGAUCUGCAGCUUAAAAGCAAAACGGGAUUAUCUACUAACUACUAUGAUUUUUCAUUCAUAAAGGAGGGAUUUUAUACACAAACCAAACAGCGGUGCAACGGAAUGGACCAAAAUUUAAAAGUACAUCCGAAAAUGUAUUAAUAUUUGUU
Messenger RNA from Glossina fuscipes, 824 nucleotides. It is a transcript of the gene zetaCOP, whose product is annotated as coatomer subunit zeta-1. The coding region runs from base 136 to 660 and encodes 174 amino acids. NCBI's taxonomy places the organism in Eukaryota, Metazoa, Arthropoda, Insecta, Diptera, Glossinidae. Gene Ontology annotation, cellular component: COPI vesicle coat. The transcript has 5 exons. The record is from RefSeq and is a predicted model, not a curated record. Gene Ontology annotation, biological process: retrograde vesicle-mediated transport, Golgi to endoplasmic reticulum; intracellular protein transport; intra-Golgi vesicle-mediated transport.